Schizosaccharomyces cryophilus OY26 is the source of this 865-nucleotide messenger RNA. RefSeq lists its product as uncharacterized. Lineage: Eukaryota; Fungi; Ascomycota; Schizosaccharomycetes; Schizosaccharomycetales; Schizosaccharomycetaceae. The record is from RefSeq and is a predicted model, not a curated record. Bases 88 to 714 code for a protein of 208 amino acids. The transcript has a single exon.
CACUAAAAAUAAUAAUUUUGGUUGUAUUGUGCAAAUAAAUGUACAUUUAACGAGCAAACUGCCGUACGAUUAAUUGUAGUUUCGUGAAUGGAUGAAACGGUUGCCAAGUUAUUAAAGGAACUUGAAGGUUCUUCAAAACCCUCUUCAACAUCAAAGGAAGUGUCAAAUGAUACCAAUUCAUCUCAGACUUUCAAUUCCGAACUAGAUCCUUCAUUCAACAAUCAAAAGGCUUCUCAGGAACUUGCUCUUGUCGAAAAUAUUCGAUCAUAUCCAGCAGCUUUACGCUAUGUCUUUUCAUUGCAAGUAAAAAACCCGGAGAAGCUGCGUAAAGUAAAAAAGUUGAAAACCAUGCAGGAACGCCAAGAACGCGAUUGGUUCAUGGAACGCCAAAGACUAAUUCACCAUCAUCAGUCUAAAAAUAAAUUAAAAAAUCUAUUGACACCUCUUUCGACUUCUCUGGGUCAUGCAUCUUCUCUUGAAAGGCAUUCUUCUACAAGCAACAAGAACUCUCUGAGCGAACACGACAGGGAACUUGAAGAAGUAUUAUCUGAAUUUGAUAAAAAGGUUGUUUUAUUAACCGAACGUAUGUAUUCCGACCAAAGAAAGGCACUUUCUGAGCUGCGUAUUCCGCUAUUCCUCAUUCCUUCAUCGGAACCUUUAACAGAAGAGCAAAGCAACUUAAUGAGGCUGUUACAGGAUCUAUUUAGUGAAUGAAACGAGCUAAUAGGUUAUCUUUAAAAUUAUAUUAGCAAAAAAGUUCUUUCUUAUACUUAGUAAAUAGCAUAUAUAGGAAUGAUUUCUAUGAAAACCCAAAAAUAUAAGAUUACCAAAAUAAUAUUUAUUUCAUUACCUUGAAUACUAACAG